AUGCACCGUCAACCUCCCGUCCGAUGCCAAGGAUACUGGCAACAAAGCGUGCGCAGUCCUAAAAUUCUUCAGAUGUCUAAGGAGGAUGAAGACGUGCGUACCCCACUUAACAAUAACCCCCUAAAGCAGAGGUUCGAGUUGGUAACACCCUUACUCAACUUAGCGACCAGAGACAUACCACCCGCUACCAUCCAGCCUGUAAUAGAACCAGCACCUGCAGCAACACCUCAAUAUUGGAACGUUAAUCCAGCUUUGGACAAGGAGAAUCAGGCCGAGGCACUCGUCCCAAUUAACAUUCCAACUUUUACCGUAGAGAAGAGACCCGAGCUCCUCGCCAAGGUUCUUAUCAAAGCUGCAAUUGGCUUCCAGAACCAACAGCGAAUGGCAACAGCUCUCAGCAUUUUCAAGCGGGCGUACCACGUGCUUCCCAAAAUGAGCUCCAAAUUGGUUGAACGGUUAAUGCAACUCGAGCGUGAGCACCCGGCUGCAGCUGACCAAGUUCCUUCUCAAGAGAUGUCCACUGCUGCAUACAUGAUAAAAGUUCUCGAGCACGACUUGUUGACCGUUUUGAACCACGGCACCAUCAGGGAACUCACAGAGCUACAUGCGAUCGGAGCCAAGCGAGCUGAAUCAGUACUGGAAAAACGACCAUAUCAUCAACUCCAAGAACUGCGACGGGUGCCCAGCAUCUCCGUCAACGUCAUCGCAGGACUGUACCAGCACCAUACAAGCUGGGAAAACCAUCUCUGCCAUCUCUCUUUCUCCUUCUCAUUCGUCAAAAUCCCCAAUAGCCUCCAGGAGCAGGAGGAGGCUCGGCGUCUGCGCGCCUUGUUGCAGCAACAACAGCAAGAAGACGAAGAAUCUCGACAUCUGCGUGUUGGAUUGCGUCAACAUGGUGCUUCUCGUUGGGAAGACGUGUGCACGGACGCCAGCUUCGUAGAGCGCAGUCGUCGCCGCAAACCCGGCGCAAUGAAAGCUCAGGAGCGAUAUUUACGACGCGAUAUCCACUGCGGCAUAGCUUCAUGCUCUACAUGUCGUCAGGCGCGCGCAUUACUACCGGCACAUGCGCUGCCGAGGGUUCAAGACGGCGACGAGUACGUUGUGCCCGAUGCCUUUAGUCUACUUCAAUGCAUGGAACUUCUAGAGGAGGAGACGCUCUUUUGUCGCGCAGCACCACGUCUUCUGGUGCUAGAAAGCGUACUUCAGUCAGCUCUGAGACUGGCACCAAGCCGCGACGCCUCUAGACUCAGGAAAUUCUUCCGAGGCGAAGACCAACGCACAGGAGGAGGCGUCAGCGUCUAUUUGUUCCCAGAUCAACACCAUAUCGAGACUUUCGUUGAACCAAUAGCUUUGGAUGAACUGCAAUCAGUACGAGACGACCGAGCAGUACUGAAAACUGUGGAAUGGUAUGCUGCACAGAGCCAUUUACCUCGUCAAGCCAAGGUUGUGUUCAUGACGAGAGAUGUCGAUACCUCGCGACUUCCAGACGAAUGUGGAAACGUUGUCGGCUCCCAAUCAGAAUUUCUGCCACAUUUGAAGCCGGUACAGCUAGAAGAAGCGCUAGCACACUCAUCUUCUCGGAUUUUAGCCGGCAAACUCGAAGUGAGCACUCACAACCCGAUGGAGGCCUAUGUGCUGAUCGAAGCGCCCCAUGCAGUCGAGAAGGUGUUUGUCUUUGGACGAGCAGCGAUGAAUCGUGGCGUCCAUGGAGACCGCGUGGCUGUGGAGAUCCUCCCCAAGGCACAUUGGCGUGCACCACAGAGCGAUCGACUACUGGUACACUACACACAAGACGAAGAACGUGAGCGCGAGUCCGACAGUGUAGAGGAAGCGGGCGAGCAAGAGUGUGGGGCGAUUCCAACGGGACAGAUUGUGGGGAUUCUCAGUCGCUCGCCGAGGUAUCACGUGGCUACAGUCAUCGCUUCUACUGUCAGCACAGGAGACGACUAUGCGCUUGCAGUCCCAAUGGACCAACGUCUGCCCAAGGUCCGCAUUCGCUCGCAACGACUGGAUGCGCUACUGGAUAAACGGCUCAAAGUGGUGAUUGACAGCUGGGCUGCGGAUAGUUCGUAUCCGAAUGGACAUUACGUUGGGAUUCUUGGCACUCCUGGCAGUUUACAGACGGAGUUGAGCGCGUUACUUGUGGAUAACGAAGUGGAGGAGGCGCCAUUCAGUGAAGCAGCACUCGCUUGUCUCCCGUCCAGUGAAGAGUGUCCCAUUGACAUCGAAGGUGGCUGUGUGGCGGAGUGUUCGACCGCGAAAAGACCAGCUCGUUGUGGGUUAUUGAACUGGGAAGUCCCCGAGGAGGAGACUCCACGACGUCGGGAUCUACGUACAACCCACCGGGUCUUCAGUGUUGAUCCUCAUGGAUGUCAAGAUAUCGACGAUGCCAUGUCCAUCUGUCGCUUACCCAAUGGCAACGUGGAGCUGGGCGUGCAUAUCGCUGACGUCUCAUACUUCGUAGAGCACGGCUCCGCAUUGGAUCUCGAAGGUAGACGUCGUGGAACGACGGUGUACUUGGUGGGACAGCGACUUGAUAUGCUGCCGUCCGUACUUAGUGCUGACUUGUGUUCUCUUCAUGAGAAUCGAGAUCGCUUUGCGGUCAGUGUCAUGUGGGAAUUAAAUGGAGAGACGUACGAUGUCGUGGAUAACUCGACGUGGUUUGGUCGGACGAUUAUUCGUAAUUGCUCGUCGAUGACGUACGAGCAAGCUCAUCGCUUGUUACAGGAUGUUAAUGCCGAUGUUGACGAUGUACCAAGACGUGGAUCAACAAGGUCUCAACCUCAUAAGGACGAGCAUGUUGAGGGUGUUGCUGGUGGACGUAUUCCUCUACAACUCCAACAAGAAAUUCGCGAAGACCUGCGCAUGAUUACCGAUGUGGGUCGUCGACUUAGUCGUACACGAGGCUCUCAAGGUGGCUUGGAUCUCUCGAAACAAGAGGAAGUACGUUUUUCUUUGAAUGUCUCGGAGUUGGGGCAAGAAGAUGUGGAGAUUACAGUGAAAGAGAGUCUGGAGAUUCACGGUACUAUCGCUGAGCUAAUGAUCUUUGCGAACUCGACUGUGGCUCGCAGACUCGUGGAGUGUUAUCCAACCCACGCGUUGUUACGUCGCCAUCCACCGCCGUCCGGAGACCGCUUCACACAGCUCGUUCAAUUGGCCAAAGCACGCGACGUUGUCAUUGACGCUACCAACAACUUCACACUGCAGCAAUCUCUCGCAGCUGCUGAACGUUCAGGACGUAUGGAUAUCAAGACAAUGUCGCUUUUGAAAUCUCUUGCAGUGCGUGUAAUGACGGAGGCUGAGUAUGUGAGCUCGGGUGCAGUGGCAGCAGGCGACGCAGCAUCUGCGAAUGGCGACGUCACUCGGUUUGCGCACUACGGUCUGGGUCUGCAAUACUACACGCACUUCACGUCUCCGAUUCGUCGUUAUGCCGACGUGAUAGUGCAUCGUCAGCUCUUAGCGUCGAUUGCAGCUCCAAAGACUCCCUUAAAGUCGACAUCCCAACGAUAUACAAGCAUUGCUGCACCGUUGGUGCUGCCAAAGACACUGACACCCUCAGUAUUGGACGCUGAAGACGAUGAAGACUUCCUAGAUGACCUCAUCUCGUCUGUAGACAGCCAGCUACAAGUGGCCACCGCUCCAGCUCAAGACGUGGCAGUAAACGAGGCAAUUAUGGACAGAAGUACCCUCUUCCCAGCUGAAGAACUGGUGCCAUUGGCUCGCCAUCUCAACAAGAAGAACCGUCAAGCUAAACUUGCAGCUCAUGCUUGCGACGCGCUGUUCUUGGCCUUGUACUUCAGUAGCCACACCGUGAAAGUCCCGGCAAUUAUCACAGCACUUAAGCAGAAUGGCUUCAUCGUGUAUGUGCCCAAGUAUGAUCUCCGCGCGCCAGUAUAUCUUCGUGACAAGAGUGGUGUCGUGCAGAUGGACCCGCUGCUACUAGGUGUCCGUAUCAUCGACACUGAUCCAGCUACUGGCGCCUUCGCUGGUGCUGAAUGCAUUCGUUGCAUCCCUCAAGCGCAACUUAUCUGGGAUGAUACUGAUCGUGAGACUCUCCAAGUUGUUGCUCCAGGCGAUACCCCUCGUCGAAUCUCUACGAACUUCUGUUGA
Molecule: messenger RNA, 4110 nt
Organism: Phytophthora infestans T30-4
Lineage: Eukaryota; Oomycota; Peronosporomycetes; Peronosporales; Peronosporaceae
Product: DIS3-like exonuclease 1, putative
Exons: 6
Coding region: 1-4110 (1369 amino acids)
Cellular component (GO): exosome (RNase complex)
Molecular function (GO): RNA binding; 3'-5'-RNA exonuclease activity
Source: RefSeq, a predicted model, not a curated record